Saccoglossus kowalevskii is the source of this 1009-nucleotide messenger RNA. Its product is annotated as very long chain fatty acid elongase 7-like. Gene Ontology annotation, biological process: very long-chain fatty acid biosynthetic process; fatty acid elongation, polyunsaturated fatty acid; sphingolipid biosynthetic process. Gene Ontology annotation, molecular function: fatty acid elongase activity. The record is from RefSeq and is a predicted model, not a curated record. Gene Ontology annotation, cellular component: endoplasmic reticulum membrane. NCBI's taxonomy places the organism in Eukaryota, Metazoa, Hemichordata, Enteropneusta, Harrimaniidae.
AUGGAUGUUGGUAUAUCACGAAUUAAUGAUUGGUGGAAUGAAGUACUCAAAGAUGCAGAUCCAAGAGUUGAUGAUUAUUUCAUGAUGUCAAGUGCGUUGCCAAGCUGGAUAAUAGUGGGUUUAUAUCUACUGUUUGUAUGGAGAGGCCCUAUAUGGAUGGAAAAGAGGAAACCAUUUGAAAUAAAUAAUAUCCUGAUUGUAUUUAACUUUUUCAUGAUAGGCGUGUCAGGAUAUGUUUUCUAUGAGUUCUUAGCGUCGGGAUGGCUAGCAGGAUACACGCUAGGAUGUCAAUUGGUCGACUAUUCAUCUAGUCCUCAAGCUCUCCGGAUGGUUCGUGUUUGUUGGUUAUUUUAUUUCUCAAAGUUUUUUGAAUUAUUUGAUACGAUAUUCUUUGUUUUGAGGAAAAAAACAAAACAGAUCUCAUUUCUACAUGUGCUCCAUCAUGCUAUUAUGCCAGUCAGUUGGUGGUAUGGUGUUAAGUUCGUUGCAGGUGGUUUUGGUACUUUUCAUUCUCUAUUGAAUUCGUUUAUCCAUUUUUGGAUGUACACUUACUAUGGAAUGGCAGCUAUGGGACCUAGCAUGCAGAAAUAUUUGUGGUGGAAAAAAUAUAUGACCUCUAUGCAAAUUACGCAGUUCGCAUUGGUAAUGCUUCACACAAGUCAACUUCUUUUUACUGACUGUUCCUAUCCCAAGUUUUUCGCAUUCCUAAUAUUUUUAUAUGCGUUUGUUUUUAUCGUAAUGUUCUUCAAUUUUUAUCUGAAAACUUACAAGGAUAGUCACAAGACAAAAACUCAAAAGUCGUCUAAGAAUGGCAGUGUCACCAACGGAAUCAAAUCAAAGAAAGUCCGCUAAACUUUUUCUUUUUAUAGAUCUUUUAAUAGAUCUAGAACAAUGUCACUAAUUAGUGUACAGACAACACGACGUGAUCCAGAAAACCUGUGUUUUACUUAUUACUGUAAAAUCUGUAUUAGAAGCUGCGACUUCUAUUAAAAUGGUACAAUGCAACAGA